AUGGCAAGAUUCUUUCAAUUCUUCUGUUUAAUACUAUUUGUAUUGAUUUUUGCGACGUCUUCAGCGAAUAAAAAAGCUCACCCAUCGGUAGGAGUCAUUCGAUGGGAUGCCUGGAAUUUGUUCGAUGGUCAAUACGAUCCCAUCUCCUUCUAUUCUCAUCGAUGUCUCAGUCCCGAAAAAUUUCAUUAUCGCCUACCAUUUUUUGCAACAGUUCUUUCACCUACCAACACUUCGUAUAAUGAAGAUAUGCAGAGUAUAAUGGAUCAAGAGAUACUUUAUGCAAAACAUGCAGGUAUCGACUAUUGGGCUUUCGAUACAUAUUGUGCAUAUAGACCGAACUGUACGACUAACACUACAUUUUGUGCAGAAUAUUUACAGAUUGCACCUCAUUAUUGUCCACGAAAUCCUGCCUAUGGCCUGCAUCAAUAUCUUUCCAGUCAAUAUAAUUCGUUGAUAAAUUUUACACUUCUUUUGUUAGGUUCUUCUCCUUGUGAUCCUACUUUUCAAGCCAGUUAUCUUGAACUUAUGGUACUUCCUCAAUUUCAAACUGUAUUUGGAGGACGUCCACUUUUGUAUUUAUUUCAAUUCACUGAGGUAGAAGCUAAGCUUUGCGGUGCCGGAUGGUCUGGAAGUCGAGAUGUCUUCAAUAGAUUUCGACAGAUGGCUAUUAAUCGAGGUGGAACAUGUUUGGAUUUUUCGAUUGGACUCAAAAAUCCAUACAUGGUUCUGAUGGAUUUCAAAGUUCCAACUGUGCAAGCUCAUGCCAAUCUUCUUGGAUUCGAUGCAAUCUCAAUGUAUACCUUACCAGGUGGUACCACUGAAGUAAGUAUACUGAUCAGGAACAGUCUCGACUAA
Molecule: messenger RNA, 855 nt
Organism: Adineta ricciae
Lineage: Eukaryota; Metazoa; Rotifera; Eurotatoria; Adinetida; Adinetidae
Source: the annotation of a GenBank genome assembly